GCAGCUUGCCUGGUUUCUGCAGCGACCUGAGGAGGUGCUGGUGCUCUUGGACAGGCUUUCCACCAACGAGCUGGGAAGUUUAAGAGUUUCGAUCUGUGCUCUGGAAGCAGCUGACAGCGUGUGGUAAUGUGCUGACUGGCACUAUGGGCAGGCGGUACCCAGGGGCUCACUAUCGGCCAAGCAGCUCAUUCGACUCCGGCGUGGACGCGUUGGCGGUGUUUAUGGCAAGCGGCAGCACGACGGACGUUGUGAACCGCAACAGCCCCGCCACCCCACCCAACACCCUGAACCUGCGCUCCUCGCACAACGAGCUCCUGAAUGCGGAGAUCAGGCACGCCGAGGCCAAGAACAGCACUCCUCCCAAAUGCAGGAAAAAGUACGCGCUGACUAACAUUCAGACAGCCAUGGGUCUUUCCGAUCCAGCGGCUCAGCCCCUUCUGGGGAACGGCUCUGCCAAUAUAAAGCUGGUGAAGAAUGGAGAAAACCAGCUCCGGAAAGCUGCCGAGCAGGGACAGCAGGAUCCCAACAAAAACCUCGCUAGCACUGCAGGCGUAAAUGUAACUUCUGAGAAGUUUGAAAGCAAUGAGCCGAUCCCGCAGGAUUCCUCUGGCUGUGAAAUAUUACCCUCGCAGCCGAGGAGGACCAAGAGCUUCCUGAAUUACUAUGCAGAUCUAGAGACAUCAGCUCGAGAUCUGGAGCAGGGUUUUGUUGCGAUGGAAGAGAAGUCUGCACAAAGCAACAGCCAGGCUUCUACCGUUAUUGUCAAUGGGGAAGUCCUGCCCCGGAAACAGAACAAGAUGCCGAGCCCAGAGGAUGGCCAGGUCGCCACAGUAUCAUCAAGCCCUGAAACAAAGAAAGAUCACCCCAAAACUGGGGCCAAAACAGACUGCGCCCUCCACAGGAUUCAAAACCUGGCCCCAAGUGAUGAGGACUCCAGCUGGACCACCCUGUCCCAGGACAGCGCCUCGCCGAGCUCCCCUGAUGAAACAGCAGAUAUAUGGAGUGAUCAUUCAUUUCAGACGGACCCAGACUUACCACCUGGUUGGAAAAAGAUAAAUGACGUUGCUGGGAUCUACUACUGGCACAUACCUACAGGAACAACUCAAUGGCAGCGUCCUGUGUCCAUCCCAACAGAUCUCCAGGGCUCACGAAAAGGAUCGCUUGGUUCUCUCACUCCAUCUCCUACUCCAGAAACUGAGAAACAGCCAUGGAGUGAUUUUGCUGUACUGAAUGGGGGAAAGAUUAAUAGUGACAUUUGGAAGGACCUGCAUGCAGCCACUGUGAACCCAGACCCAAGUCUGAAAGAGUUUGAAGGAGCAACGUUACGCUACGCCUCUUUGAAGCUCAGAAAUGGCCCACAAUCCGAUGAUGAUGAUUCUUGCAGCAUCAACAGUGAUCCAGAAGCCAAGUGCUUUGCUGUGCGAUCUCUGGGCUGGGUAGAAAUGGCAGAAGAAGAUCUGGCUCCUGGAAAGAGCAGUGUUGCUGUGAACAAUUGCAUCAGACAACUCUCUUACUGUAAAAAUGACAUCAGAGACACUGUUGGCAUUUGGGGAGAGGGCAAAGACAUGUACCUUAUCCUGGAGAAUGACAUGCUGAACCUGAUUGAUCCCAUGGACCGCACAGUUCUGCACUCGCAGCCCAUUGUGAGCAUCAGAGUCUGGGGCGUGGGGCGUGACAAUGGUCGAGAGAGAGACUUUGCUUACGUGGCAAGAGACAAAGACACAAGAAUUCUGAAAUGUCAUGUGUUUCGAUGUGACACACCUGCAAAAGCCAUUGCUACAAGUUUACACGAAAUCUGCUCAAAGAUUAUGGCUGAACGGAAGAAUGCUAAAGCCAUGGCUUGCAGCUCAUUGCAAGACAGGACAAAUGUCACCCUUGAUGUUCCUCUGCAAGUAGAUUUCCCAACACCAAAGACAGAACUGGUACAGAAGUUUCAUGUCCAGUACCUGGGGAUGCUGCCUGUAGCUAAACCUGUGGGAAUGGAUACUCUGAACAGUGCCAUUGAAAGUCUAAUGGCUUCCUCUAGCAAAGAUGACUGGUUGCCAGUUACCAUGAAUGUUGCUGAUGCUACUGUCACGGUCAUCAAUGAAAGAAAUGAAGAGGAGGUCAUGGUGGAGUGUCGUGUGCGGUUCCUGUCCUUCAUGGGAGUAGGCAAAGACAUCCACACGUUCGCCUUCAUCAUGGACACAGGCAACCAGCACUUUGAGUGCCAUGUUUUUUGGUGUGAACCAAAUGCAGGCAAUGUAUCAGAAGCUGUUCAGGCUGCUUGUAUGUUACGGUAUCAGAAGUGCUUAGUGGCCAGACCUCCUUCACAGAAAGUCCGGCCGCCCCCACCUCCUGCAGACUCGGUGACCAGAAGAGUUACAACCAACGUCAAAAGAGGAGUCUUGUCUCUCAUUGACACUUUGAAACAGAAGCGCCCGGUCACUGAGAUGCCGUAGCUGCAUGAGAGAGAGGAUUCUCCUGCCACGUGGCUGAAGAUAACUGUAGCUACGCUAGGGGAAAUGAUCGGACCGUGUCUGACCUUCCAUUUCAGUUGCUGAUGCUUUCUCUUCAGAGAAUUUACCCCUGUCGAAACAAUGUUUAACAAGCAUGUUCUCAUUCUUGCCGCCGUCGCGUGAUAUGAAAAGAAGCAUGAAUAAUUUUUUUGCUGUCAGUGAGUUACAUCAUGGGCAAUGGAAGGUCUGUUUGAUUGUAAAUACAUGAACAUUACCUAAACUCACACAAAAAAGAGAAUAUGGCCACGUCCCUCCUAGUGAACUCAUGCUAAAGUCCUUGGAGUGAAUGAUGCCUGAGUUAAGUUUCACCUUCUUGAGCUGGAUUUGUCACAAACCAAUCUUAAAUCCUACAGCACUUUGCUCUGUUUUCAACACUGGAAUAGGUAUCAAGUGUUAGCUACCAUUGAAUUACUGUAGAUUAAAUACCAGGUUUUAUUUUUUACAGAACUGCACCUGUUAGUUUUAAAUUGUUUGUCAGCAUUGGUCUAGCAACUACUUCAAAAUCUCCCCGACGUAUUUUUGAACAGUAGUGUCAUUAUGUCAUCUUCUGGUUACACAUUAUGGUUUUACAGAAGAAUUUUGUUUAAAACCAAAGCAAUGAUGAAAAAUCCAGUAGUGUUUUUAGUAACUGAGUUGCAGGGUAAUCCACUGAAGCUUUUCAACUUUAAACAUACACAUUCAGCUGCUGGCUGUUAAAUUUAUUCUCUUAAAUCUAUCAUUAAUUCAUCAAAAAUACUGUUUGUUUCAUGGAGGGCUCAAACCAAUCAGAAAUAAGAAAGAAGUAGUUAGUGAUUUUAUUCUCUUACAACUGUUAUAGAGACUAAACUAUUCCACACCUUUUCUAUACAAGUGUUUGAUGAAAUGUUCAGUUCAAUGUCUGGUUGCAUAAUUCCCCCUUCUCCUCAGAGUUUGUUGCUGAAUACUUAGCAUGCCAGAAGAAGAACAAUUACAUUUCUUGUUAUUUACAAAAUUUCAUGGAAUUUAUUUUACUUUUAAUGCUCUUGUAACAAAAUAAGAAGAGUUGUUUCUUUACAGGAUAGUGUUUCAGGUAGUACAAUUGGAUUUCAAUGCUCUGCUCCAAAGACUUCAUCUAAUUGAUUUGCUUUACACAAUUCACAAAUCAGCCCAGCAUUGCCCUCAAAAUUGUACCUCAGGCUGGUUUUGAAAUGCAGUCAUGCAUCUUCAGUCUCUCCCUUUUUCAUCUUCUGUCUAAACCUGCAGAUUGGUACAGAUUUUGGAAAUGGAACAUUAAGUAUGUUUAACUAGUGUUAAAGAUGUUUUGCCUCCAUUUAUAGCUAGGUUCCAAAUUGUAACUGUCUCCCAGGUCUGUGAAUCUCGUCAUACUCCAAUGAUAAAGGAGCACUGACAAAGUUCUUGUUACAAUACUCUUUUUUUAUUUUACUGUGCAAGAGACUGUUCUUUUUUAUUUCCUUGUUUGAAGAAAUUAAUGAGCACACCUGGCAAAGUAACUUAGGAACGCAACAGGAAAAGAAUGAUGAUUCAAGAAAUUUCUGCAUUGAAAAAUCCAGUAAAAUCAUUACUAAACUCAGCGUGAUGAAUGAGCAAGUGUCAGGUAAAGGCUGGCUAUGCAACUAUUGUAAUUAAAUUUAGCUUUCUACAAUACCCUGUGAAGAGCUGGUCCUCCAUGGAUCUCAGAGCUCUUCAUGACCACGACUCUGCACCUCAGGCACUGAAGCAACCGUUUCCCCUCUCAAUGCUCACGCUCUUGCCACCUCCUCUGCAGCACCUCUAUUGCCUGUACAGCUGGAGAAGCUUAAGCUGAGUCCACAGGGAGAGCUGGAGGGGAGAGGUGCUAACAAACCCACCCCCUUUAGCACUGCCUGUGGUCGGGGUCUACCAUCUGGGAGCCAGAUCACACAGCAUGGGGAUGGCAUCUUGCACAUAGCUUCUAUAGAUUCCAGUACUGGUCCCAGUCACCUCUGUUAGCAGCAGUGUAAAACUCACUUCCUAGCAGAGAAUCACAGAACUGUUUGGUUUGGAAGAGACCUGAAAGGUCGUCUAGUUCCUAACCCCUAUCAGGGGGCACUUUUCACCAGACAAAGUUGCCCACCCAACGUGGUCUUGAACAUUUCCAGGGAUGACUGCUCUCAAACUGUGCUGGCUAACAUGGUACCCUUAGGUAGGAUUGUGACAUUAAGAGAUAAAAGUUUCCUUGUUCAUCAUUGUGCUAGUGAUUCACAUCAUAUUUUAUUUUAAAUUAAAUACUUUGGCAGUGUCUUUUUAAAGUACCUGCUGACGACAACGUCAUGAUUUGGGAUUGGCAACUGUUGUACAGCAGUGAAUUAAUUUUAAACAGUUUAAUUAAAUUUUGUCAUUGCAUCUGCACAGUGCUGAUUCUCCCCAAGAGAGAUCCAGACUCUCUUUAAACUAAACCAGCACUUUUCAAACAGCAGUGUAAAUGUUCUGUAUCCAUGUUGUCAAGGCCAGGAGCAUCUGGUUAGCUUCCAUUAGCAAUGUGUGCAACUGCAGGCAGGGCUGAGGAGAAGACAGGAAGGUAUUUGAAAAGCUGUACAUCACUCACCAGUGUAUGUUUUAAGAGGUUUAUGUCUGUUAACAGAAUGCUGUUGAUUUUGCAAAUAUUUAAGUAGUGUGCUUGAUGAUUUGACUAUAUGUGUGGCCUUUUUGCUUCAGUAGAGCUCCUUAUUCUCCAAAAGAUUUAAUAUACACCCAGGUGUUUGCAGAAUCAGAGCCUAAUAUUGCAAAGCCUAUUAUCUUUUGUUUCACAAUAUAUUCAGACACCCUUUUUACCAUGGCCAAGAAAGUAUGUAUGGGAUGUGUGUGUGUGUGUGUGUGUGUGUGUGUGUGUUUGAGCAACUGCAACUGUUCUAGUUGAUGUUAUAGCAACCCUUCAGUUAUCUAUGCAUUUUUUAUAAUACCUAGUGAUUCUGUAGGCCGGCAGCCAUGUUCACUAUGCCUUGUAUGUCUGAUGCCAUUUUCUAACUUAACCUGUUAAAUACAGCUUAAAAUAUUUUUAUUUUAUUUAUUCUAUUUUUACUGAAAUAUCCUGCUUUAUUAUGUUGAUGUAUUGUCUUUACUGGAUGUGCUCUUGUAACAUUCUCCACUCUGUAUACUAUAGGUUGCCUAAAAAAAGGCAUUGUAAUUAUUUGUAGUCACAUUUUUAUUGAAGUCGGUAGAAGAAUCAUGUAAAGCAAAGCUAACUUCUUAAUUUUUUUUUAAUGCAAGUGGUAAGUUAGAGGUAUCACAGUCAGUCAGUCAUGUCAUUAACACUCUCCUUGCAGAGGCAAGGAGAUUUAUAUUCACAGUCAAUGACCAAUAGAUAAAAGACUUUCUUUUGAAAUCUGUAGUGCUGGCUGUAGGUUUUAUUUAAGCCACUUACUGUUUCAUUUACAGGGGAGCAAGGAGGUGUGGGAGAUGCAAGAAUAUGGAGGUGGUUAACUGGGAAUAACAAAAAUAGCAUAGGAAUAGCAUAGAAUCCAUUCACAGUGGAACAAGGUAUACUGAUAUUCUUCCUGUGCUGAGUGACCUGUUCCUAACAGAAAUAUUACACCCUUUAGUGGCAGAGGAACAAAAGCUGUGGAGUAUCUAACAGCUCACAUCAGUUCUCUGUCCCUAAGGGUUCCACAUGUGUCAAUUUUAUCAAGCAUUUCAUAGAUAAUUUAUCAUGGAAUCUGAAAGUGUUAGUACAUCACCCAUGGAAAAGAGAACAUUCUCAUUUCAAGAGCCAGUAUGUGCUCAGCAUUUCAGCUUUGCCCCCAAAUGCAUUACUCCUUUCUUGGGCACAUUAAUUAGCAGAUUGCCACAAUGUGUGCUAUCCCAUCAGCCAAUGGGACAGGUUUAAUCAGGUUAAAUCAGGUUUGAUUUAACAGCAGUAAGAAAGAAGGAAACACACCACUGUUUAUUAGCAGAGCCCAGUCGUACAUAAAAGUACAUGACUGACAACAAAAAGGACAAUUUUCCCUGCUGUUGACCACUUCUCCACAUUUAAAUGUAAUCUGUUCUGAGAAUAAAUUUAGCUGCAUAAAGUGAUUGUCUCAACUGUUACUACUCCAUGAAACUGCGAAAUUAUUUUAUUCAAAAUGGUGGUUGAGGGAAGGGAAAAACAUACUGGUGGUUUAGAGGCAAUAGCAGUACUAUGAAGAGUUUUGUAUCUGGAAAGCUGAAUGAACAGUUUCUAGUUGAAAAUUACAAAUAGCCAACUGGAUUACAGAAAAAUAGUUACAUAAGAUACAGUUUUAGUGUAAAAAGUCAUUGAGUGUUACAGGCAUCUACCUACAAACUGUCUGAAGUCAGUCCCAAAUGUUGCCACCAUGUGAUGUUCCAUGCUUACAAAGUAAGCUGCUGAUCUGCAAUUGAAAUAAUCACUCUCUGAUACUCUUGGUAAGACAUCAAGAUUCUAACUGGUGUAACCUCCAUUCUCUGUCAAAAAUGCAAAUUUCUGAAAGCAAGAUGAGGCCAAGUGUGGGACAUCAUGGCACAUAUCACGUAAGUAACGCAGAAAUUAUGUUAUCAGACACAGGUACAUUGUUUUACAAGUAAUUUUAACUUUAUUAAUGAAUGAUACAAAUCUUGAUUUUAAAAAAAAAAUCAUUCUUUAACUGCAGAAUCUCUUAAGUUUACUUUAAGUAUUUAACAACCAUAUUGGAAAAAAAUAUAUCUCCAUAGUGUUCAUUCCUUCUGUCCAACAUGUAGAAAUCUCUCCACCUCCUAGAUGGUUUUGAAAUAAAAUAAGCAUUUCUUUUUUUCUGGUUGUACAUGUGACAUGUGUCCGGGUCUAAAUCUAUCCUUACAAGUUUGUUCAGAAAUAAGAGUAGAGUUCACCGUGUUACUGAAACAGGUAAGGAGCAUGGAUUGCUCACAGGGAUAUGCAGAAGGUGAGGGAUGUCUUUGUACAGGACAGCUGGCUCAGAUUAAAAUGCUAAAAGAAAUUUUCACUGAUUCAGUGAAGCAAGGAUAUUUAUCAGAUGAACAAGAACCAGCUGUCUGCACUGCUGGUGUAAUGUCAUUCACAUCUUUUCUUAAAAACGUACUGCUGAUCCAGUGACACUGACUGGUGUGGGUAAAGACAAAAUAGAGAUGUUACAACAUUUUCUCUGGGUGGGUCUAAAUCCAGACCCAUAUGUCAAAUUGGUUAAGCUCCACACUAUAUUGGUGAUGCUCCUGGCAACACUCUUGCCAAGUAUCUGAAAUGGUUCCCUAGAGGAAAAUUUCUGCUACCUUUGCCUUUCUGUAUUGCUGUGCUGUCUCUAUUUCAUUUUUACAAGUUCUAAAUACAAAUCAGAUUUAUUGUUAAAAGUAUCUCUGUGCCUCCCUUUAUCCUCUACUCAUAUUACAAAACAAUUGUAGGUAUUACACACUUAGUUUAUCUUUGCUAGCAAAAGCGAGCAGCUUAGAAGCCCACAGCUGUUUCCAAAGACAAGGCAGCUACUCUGUCCAGUCAUUACUCAGCUGACUAGUGGUAACAUCUAUAAAAAUGUUACUUUGACAGUAGCAGCUCUUUUCAGCUAAGAACUGUUUUUCUUUAUGUUAAGAAAUUGAUGAAAAGCAGCUAUGAACCAUGACUUAGUGUGAUGUGACACUAUGAUGACAAUUCAGGGGUUUUAGCAUGAGAAUAUUUUAUCUAUUACACUAUUAUAUUUAUAAUUUCACUAUUAGUAUCUCAAUGCACAUUUAAGAAGAAACCAACAGGACAUAUACUAGAAAGCCUGUGCAUGGGCUUUAAUGCACUUGGCCAGUUUCCUGUACAAAAGUUCACAUCUAAUUUUAAAAAUAAAAGGCUUAUUUUCCAUCCAGUCUUAAGUGGAAACUCACAAAAAUGGUUAUCUAGCACUUGUAAAGAAAAGCCACUUUAAAAAAUUCAGUCUCAUUUUGAGACAUCAAUUUGAAACUGAUUACUUGUACAGGUGUAGAUGACAGUGGGGAGUUAGGUGUAUGAUUUAACUUGUCACUUUAAAGUGUAUAGCAAGAGGCUAUCAUUUUUUGACCUCACUUCCCCCAACAGUCUAUCAGCCUUAGGCAGCUGAGAUCCAUUCACUUUAAAGUGAGAUUACUGAAUUAAAAGUUACUAUCUAACAUGGAUAUUUCUACAUAAAUAGCUUGUAUUUUUCCCAAGGCCAGAUUAUCCUUGCAUAAAGAUAUACUGUAAUAUAAGAGUAUUGAUUAAUAUACAGAAAUCUUUACCUUCUUUACAAAGGGAGGGCUGAGUCUUAAAGUUUGCUUGACCAUUUUUGACCAAGGUGGUGGAAAUAUCCAACCACUUGGACCCUGUGCUCCAGUCUGGCCAUGAAAGCCAAGUUGAUGCUAAGUUGAUACCCUGAGUUUGUUUCAU
This is a messenger RNA of Ficedula albicollis (Collared flycatcher), 8805 nucleotides long. It is a transcript of the gene APBB2, whose product is annotated as amyloid beta precursor protein binding family B member 2. NCBI's taxonomy places the organism in Eukaryota, Metazoa, Chordata, Aves, Passeriformes, Muscicapidae. The transcript has 17 exons. The coding region runs from base 144 to 2441 and encodes 765 amino acids. The record is from RefSeq and is a predicted model, not a curated record. Gene Ontology annotation, cellular component: cytoplasm; nucleus. Gene Ontology annotation, molecular function: transcription factor binding; amyloid-beta binding. Gene Ontology annotation, biological process: regulation of DNA-templated transcription.